This is a messenger RNA of Syngnathoides biaculeatus (alligator pipefish), 2222 nucleotides long. RefSeq names its product tescalcin b (gene tescb). The transcript is spliced from 8 exons. Lineage: Eukaryota; Metazoa; Chordata; Actinopteri; Syngnathiformes; Syngnathidae. Gene Ontology annotation, molecular function: calcium ion binding. The record is from RefSeq and is a predicted model, not a curated record. The coding region runs from base 176 to 826 and encodes 216 amino acids.
GCAGAUGAAGGUCUGCCGUGUUUGUGUCGACCAACGUUCGCGUGGACGCUCGCGAGCGCGUCUCCUCGAGGUUCGGCCAGCUGACGAGCCGUCCGGCACCGCCGCCCGCUCCGGCGGAACCGACGUGAGGUGAAUUGGGUCCGCUUUUGACGGGUCCUGCCAGUGAGGCCGAGAGAUGGGCAUUUGGCAUUCGCUUUCUGGACCUCCCGAGUACACCAAACUGGCGGAGAAGACUGGCUUCACCUGUGAGCAGAUCGGAGUCCUGCACAAGCGAUUCAAGCAGCUGAGCCAUAAUGAAGACGCCCUGCGGAGGGAACACUUUGACGCCAUCCACGAUCUGGCCUGGAAUCCGAUCCGAGCGCAGAUCAUCGAGGCCUUCUUUGACAGGAGGAACCUGAUCCCACCCGGCGAGGGCUCGAUGGAGGAGAUCCACUUGGAGGAAUUCGUGCUGGUGAUGUCCCACUUCAAGCCGCCGUCGCUCAGCAUGACGGACGAGGAGCGCGACGGCGUCCGCCGGGAGAAGCUCAGAUUUUUAUUCAACAUGCACGACACGGACAACGAUGGAACCAUCACCCUGCAGGAGUACAGACACGUGGUGGAGGAGCUCCUCUCCCGCAGCGAGCACAUCAGCAAGGAAACGGCCGAAAGCAUCGCGGACGCCGCCAUGUUGGAGGUGGCGAGCAUAUCCGUGGGUCACAUGGAGCCUGACGAGUUCUACGAGGGCAUCACGUUCGAGCACUUCCUUAAGCUGCUGAACAGCUUCGAGAUUGAAGCCAAGAUGAACGUCCGCUUUUUGAAUAUGAACGCGUCCACGGUGUGCUUCUAACAUCAGAGCCGUGUGAGUCAUAAUAAAUAUGAAAAAAAAAAACAUGUAUAUAUGAUAUACACACACACACACACACAGGUACAAACACACAGUGCAGGGUAUGUUCCCGUACAGCCAGCGGUACGUGAAAAUCUGCAAUCUAGAGAUCCAAAAUCAAUUUUUCCCCUUCCCCGUUCGUGCGUUUUUAAUCUCAUUUCAAUUCAUGGAGACGCACGUUUACGAGGAUUCUGAAGCACCUCUUCUCACUCCGGCUGUCAAGAAAUGACAGAAAUGAUCGUAUAAGCACUCCGAGGAAAGGAAAACAAGACUCGCGCAUGCUUCAAGCAGUUCGGCGCUCCCACUUCACGUUAAUUAUAAAACUGACAAAAGACAGAUAUUGUAUAUUUAAAUCCAGAAUCGUUCAACCGAACUAUAUAACUUCAUUUAAAUGAUAGUCUGCUAAUUUAAUGCUAACAAAGCACCAUAAACGAGCUAGCAGCAAUUAUAAACGCUAGCUAAAAGGAGCCACAACGCAUACAAAUGGAAUAUAACGAUAUAUAAAGCUAUUAUUGUUUGAAUAACUCAAUUUUUUUUUUUUUUUUAAAGUCCACGCUUACCAAGAGAUGAUCGAGUGCAAUUUUUUUUCUACUGAUAAGCACAAGCGGCUUACACGUCGGCAGGCUGACACAAAGCAACGUAAGCGUCGCUGGCUAAUUUAAAGCGGCCCUCCGCAAGCUAGUUAGACGCCAUUUUGGGUCCGGCGCGGCUGACGCGGCGCUUUCAGUUGCCUUACCGGAACAAAUGCGCACAAAGUAAACGCUUUGUUAGUUAGCUAGCCGCAGACGGAAGUCCCCCCCCCGCCUUUUAUAGCCAUACACGCUCAAAGUCACAGAUAAUGCAGCGGAGCGUGACGACGGCCACCCCACGUGGUCACACACGGUGCCUCCACCUUGGAUGCAUAUUUUGCUGUUUAAUCAUGCAAAGUCCAUUUAGAUUUGACUAGCUGAUGAUCGGAAAUCUUCCAUUUGAAAAAAAAAAAAAAAAAAGUUUUCUAAUUUGUGUAUUAUAUUAGGGCUUUGCUGUGUACCUUGAAUUGUAUUUGGAAAAACUAUGCAAAUCCAUACAAAAUGUGCAUAUUUUCGCACAUUGUUACGUCUUUGUUUUACUAUGUUGGUGUUGGCAAAUAUGAAUAUCAUCAGCUUCUUGAAGCAAUAAUCCAGUAAUGCUUUUUCUAUGCAAAUUCUGAGGGUUAGGUGGCCACAACAUUAGGUACACACACACAAAAACUAUUUGGACUAUUAUGGAAGGUCCGUGUGUUGAAUUGCAAAUAUUAUAAAACGCAAUUAUAUUGAUGGUGUGUAAAUGUCAUGCAGGUGACCUUAAUGUUGAAAAAAGAUAUUUCACGAUAAAAUACACU